AUCCUCCAGCAGGUGGCGACAACUGACCUGACAGUUUGAAAACACCAUCCGAAGAAGAUGUUACUUCCGGGCUGAAUAUUGCUCUGAACGCAACAAAACAUGACAUAUUUCAGCUUUUAAACAGACAAGGUGGCUCAAUGUUUGUACAAGUUUGUUUUUAGGUGAAAAAUGGUGCCGCCUAAGCGAAGAAAAGUGUCCUCUGGCAGCAGCAGGCCAGACAAAGCCUCCAAGUUCCCGCAGGUGGUUUCGUACCUGCUGGAGAGGAAGAUGGGCUCCAGUAGAAGAACUUUUCUCACCCAACUAGGCCGGAAAAAAGGCUUCCGAGUGGACGACACCUUCAGUGAAAGUGUCACACACGUCGUCUCCGAGAAGAACACGGGCGAUGACGUCAGAAGGUGGCUGACGUCACAGGGUCACGACCGGACGCCUGCUCACCUUGUGGACGUCGGUUGGUUGACAGACAGCCUGGGGGCGGGACAUCCUGUCGACAUACUGGAGCGACACAAACUGCGUGAACAGCCGACAUCAGGCGGAUGCGAGGUGGCGACGCUCUCUAUUCCUGUUUACGCUUGUCAGAGGAGGACUGCGCUGAACAACAACAACGCCAUAUUGACGGAUGCUUUGUCGCUGCUGGCUGAAAAUGCCGAGCUGUGUGACGACGAUAAGCGAGGCCUGGCGUUCCGCCGCGGCGCCGCCGUGCUGAGGUCUCUUCCCGAGGCGGUGACGAACAUGAGGCAGCUCCGAGGAUGCCCCUGCCUGGGGGAACACUCGCUGAAGGUCAUCCAGGACAUUUUGGAGACCGGAGCGUCCUGCGAGGUGGAGUCCACUAAACAGUCUGAGCGUUACCAGGCCAUGAAGGUCCUGACAGGAAUUUUUGGAGUCGGAGUAAAGACGGCAGAUCAGUGGUUCCGAGAUGGCAUCCAGAACCUUCACCAGUUACGUCAGUCAGGACGCACUCUCAACCGAGCACAGCGAGCAGCUGCCGUCGACUCCUCUGAGACAUGGCGUCAACACCCGUGGACAAACACCUCCGACUAUCAGGUCUGGCCCACUAUGACGACCUGGGGCUGCCCGUCACAAAGUCGGAGGCCGACACCAUUGCGAACAUCGUGGAGGAGGCGGUCCUCGCGGAGCUGCCGGGGUCACGGGUCACUCUGGUGGGAGGGUUCAGGAGGGGGAAGCUCAGCGGCCAUGACGUGGACUUCCUCAUCACGCACCCGCAGGAAGGACGGGAAGAAGGUGUCAUUCCCAAAGUGGUGUCACGCCUGGAGGUGCAGGACUUCCUGUUGUACCACAAGACCAGCAGAAACUCCUACAUGGAGUCCAAAGAUGGACCUGCCCCGCCCGCCUCCAGCAUGGACCACUUUGAGAGAUGCUUCACCAUCUUUGGACUCGCCACAGGUGACGCCGAAGGCCGAGCACGGAGGAGAGCCGUGCGAGUGGACCUGGUGGUCUCGCCCUUCAGCCAGUUUGCCUUCGCCCUGCUCGGCUGGACCGGCUCAAAGCUGUUUGAGAGGGAGCUGCGUCGCUGGGCGACCCGAGAGAAGAACAUGACGCUGAGCAGCCACGCCUUGUACGACAACAACCAGGUGCCAGGUGUCACAUGACCCACUCUGCCCCCCGUCCGGCGGGGAUGUGACUCUGUCGCCGUUGCAGGGUCGAUACCUGAAAGCUGCGAGAGAGGAGGAAAUAUUUGCUCAUCUCUCUCUGGACUACAUCGCACCUUCGGACAGGAACGCCUGAUGAAGAUGAUCAGGGCCUUCCUCUGAGGUUUGUGUCCUUUCUGUCUGGUCACAUGACUAAACCACACUAGUGGAGUGUGGUUUUUUUCAAACACAAAUGGACACCUCUGUCGUAGACAUAUUUAAAGCUGCUGAGGAAAUUAUUGGCACUUUUGGACGUCUGCUUUGGAACCAAACAAGGUUCAGUUUCAGGGUCAGAGUGCCAGUUUGUGGCGUGUGUGUGUGUGUGUGUGAAGUCGCAGGCGUUUCCUUCACCUCUUAACGGCCUCAUUAACCUCUAAAUACCAGCUGGACAUCAAAGCGGCGUCACAGCUCACACGUCUCCUCCUCGUCCUCCAGGAUAAGACAUUUUGUCCCUAAAAGUCAACAAAAAUCCUCCUUUAGCAGUCGAAAAAAAAUGUCCGACCCACUUCUAGCAUCACCCGGAUGACGCCGCCUGUCCCCAGACAGGAUGAAAUUGUCCCGCGUUCUUCUCUCGCCUGCCGACGCGUCUCCGACUUUGACGCCCCCAAAGUGUGAAGGUGCCGUUAGUGAGGCAGACGCAGACUUGAGAGGACGUCGUCCCCGGCGGCGGAGACUCCGAGUCUGGUGGCUGACAGAGGGCGUGUUAAUUUUUUUUUUUUUUUUUAAAUGUGGCAACGACGUGAGUUUCACUUGACGAGCUUAAACAACAAUCGCAUAUUAGGCUUUAAGCUAAACGCUAACAUUCAUUAGCAUGAUAACCAGUUUGCUGUUAGCAUUCAGCAUGCUAGCAGAUUUACUGCUUCCUGCCGCACUACUUUGUGGCACCUUUACAUGAGAUUGAUGUCAUUUAUUAAUCCUGUCAGGCAAAAAGAAAAUUUAUGAACUUGACUCUUAAAGUGGAACUGCACUUGUUUUGGAAUGUUGCCUACUGUUCACAACCCCUGUGUGAGAUAAGAAAUAUUUUGUCAUUUUUAUGCAGUUUAACUCGUAAAUAAAAAGGAGCUAGCAUUGA
Nerophis ophidion (straightnose pipefish) is the source of this 2718-nucleotide messenger RNA. It is a transcript of the gene polm, whose product is annotated as polymerase (DNA directed), mu. Gene Ontology annotation, molecular function: DNA-directed DNA polymerase activity; DNA binding. Gene Ontology annotation, biological process: double-strand break repair via nonhomologous end joining. Bases 169 to 1554 code for a protein of 461 amino acids. NCBI's taxonomy places the organism in Eukaryota, Metazoa, Chordata, Actinopteri, Syngnathiformes, Syngnathidae. The transcript has 11 exons. The record is from RefSeq and is a predicted model, not a curated record. Gene Ontology annotation, cellular component: nucleus.